Molecule: messenger RNA, 312 nt
Organism: Fraxinus pennsylvanica
Lineage: Eukaryota; Viridiplantae; Streptophyta; Magnoliopsida; Lamiales; Oleaceae
Source: the annotation of a GenBank genome assembly
AUGGUAAAAUUGAUUCCAUUUUGUUUGUUGGUGUCCUGGUUCCAAUUGUAUUAUGUAGUUCUUCGUUCAACAAUUGAUGAUGAAUAUGCAAAUGCAGUUGAUAGAGAUCCUAAGAUUUUACUUACCACAUCGCGCAAUCCCAAUGCCCCUCUUACACAGUUUGUAAAGGAAUUGAAGUUUAUCUUCCCUAAUGCACAACGAAUGAAUCCUGGUGCUCAGAGUCUCGACGAUGCUGCCAGCGUGGAUGCUGUAAUGACUACCAGCAUCGCCUCGACAUUUUUCUCGCAGUGGUGGAUCUGGGGUGUGGUGUAA